AUGAAGAGUAUACUGAAUACGAGAACCAAGCUAAGAGUAGGCUUCUGGAAUGUCCGUACAAUGUAUGAGACCGGAAAGCAGGCUCAAGUCUUAAGAGAGAUGAAAGAGAGCACGCUGCACAUUCUAGGUGUAAGUGAGUGCAGAUGGACAGAUUUUGGAAAGAAUACAACAAGUACAGGAGAAACAAUAGUAUUCUCAGGGAGAAAAGAUGGACGUCAUCAUGAAGGAGUAGCAAUCAUUUUAUUUAAAUCAGCUGCUAAGUCAUUAAUAGAAUAUCAUCCAGUUAAUGAAAGAAUAAUAAGAACAAGACUAAACACCAAGCCAGUCAAAACAUCCAUAAUACAGGUCUAUUCUCCAACAAAUGAUGCAGAAAGUGAUGUUAAACAAGAUUUUUAUGAAGCACUUCAAGCUGAAAUAGAAAAGAUUCCUAAACAUGAUUUGACAAUAGUUAUGGGAGACCUCAAUGCAAAAGUAGGAAACAACAACACAGGAUUCGAGCGAGUGAUUGGCAAAUAUGGAUGUGGCGUCAUGAAUGAAAACGGAGAGCAGUUUGUAGAAUUUUGUGGAAACAAUAACCUAGUCAUCGGUGGAACACUUUUUCCACAUAAAGAUAUUCACAAACUAACAUGGGUAUCACCUGGAGGACGAGAUAAGAAUCAGAUUGACCACAUUGCAAUUAAUGGUAAAUGGACGAGGUCACUCCAAGAUGUGAGAGUGAGACGAGGAGCUGACGUAGGGAGUGACCACCACCUAGUCACUGCUAACAUCAAGUUGAAAUUGAAGAAAAUAGCACCAAAGUCAAAUAUUAAAAAGUACGACACAGGGAAGCUUAGUGACAACAAAAUCAAACAAGAAUUCAGAAUAGAGCUAAGAAGCAAAUUCCACGUCUUACAAAACAACAACAUAGAAAAUGAAAACCAAAUAGACAAACAUUGGAACAGGGUGAGAGAUACUUUCAGCAAAACAAGCGAAAAAGUAUUGGGCUUCAGAAGGCAAGUUCAUAAAGAAUGGAUUACAUCAGAAACGUGGAAGCUAAUAGAUAAGAGAAAAGACCUUAAGAAGAAGCUAUGUAACACACGCUCUGAGAGAAUAAAAGAUAAAUUUGCAGAACAAUAUAGCAACAGCAAUAGAGAAGUUAAAAAAGCGACAAAAAAGGAUAGACAAAAUUUUAUAGAAGGAAUGGCAAAGGAAGCUGAGAAAGCUGCCUCCGAGCAGAGAAUGGGAGGUCUUUACCAGAUAAUCAAAAAACUAUGUGGGAAAAGAAGAAACGCAAACAUGCCAGUAAGAGACAAACAAGAAGCACUGAUAACAUCAGAAAGACAGCAAUAUGAGCAGAAAUAUUUAAAGCUGAUCCCACACUAG
Molecule: messenger RNA, 1362 nt
Organism: Ostrea edulis (European flat oyster)
Lineage: Eukaryota; Metazoa; Mollusca; Bivalvia; Ostreida; Ostreidae
Product: craniofacial development protein 2-like
Exons: 1
Coding region: 1-1362 (453 amino acids)
Biological process (GO): chromatin remodeling
Cellular component (GO): nucleus
Molecular function (GO): catalytic activity
Source: RefSeq, a predicted model, not a curated record